AUGGGCAGUGCCAGCCCGGGCCUCAGCGGGGCCCCCAGCCGCCUCCUCCUGCCCCCCGACACGGCGCUGCGGACAGGCCUGGAGAAGGUGGUGGCCCCGGCGGGCCCUGAGCGGCAGGACUGGAGCCCCAGCCCGCCGGGCACCCCGGAGCCGGGCCUCUCGGCCUUCUACCUCUCCUACUUCGACAUGCUGUGCCCCGACCCCGGGAGCUGGGCGCCCAAGGGCCCCACGGCCAGCGGCGGCCGCGAGGAGCGGCCCGAGGAACCCGAGCAGUGCCCGGUCAUCGACAGCCAAGCCCCCGGGGGCAGCCUGGACCUGGCGCCGGGCACGCUGGCGCUGGAGGAGCAGUCGCUGGAGCAGGUGCAGACCAUGGUGGUGGGGGAGGUGCUCAAGGACAUCGAGACGGCCUGCAAGCUGCUCAACAUCACGGCAGACCCCGUGGACUGGAGUCCUGGCAAUGUGCAGAAGUGGCUCCUGUGGACUGAGCACCAGUACCGGCUGCCCCCCGUGGGCAAGGCCUUCCAGGAACUGGGGGGCAAGGAGCUGUGCGCCAUGUCGGAGGAGCAGUUCCGCCAGCGCUCGCCCCUGGGCGGGGACGUGCUGCACGCCCACCUGGACAUCUGGAAAUCAGCUGCCUGGAUGAAAGAAAGGACUUCGCCGGGGGCCAUGCACUACUGUGCCUCUGCAGUGGAGGAGAGCUGGACGGACAGCGAGGUGGACUCGUCGUGCUCCGGGCAGCCCAUCCACCUGUGGCAGUUCCUCAAGGAGCUGCUGCUAAAACCCCACAGCUACGGCCGCUUCAUCCGGUGGCUCAACAAGGAGAAGGGUAUCUUCAAAAUCGAGGACUCGGCCCAGGUGGCGCGGCUCUGGGGUAUCCGCAAGAACCGCCCCGCCAUGAACUACGACAAGCUGAGCCGCUCCAUCCGCCAGUAUUACAAGAAGGGCAUCAUCCGCAAGCCCGACAUUUCCCAGCGCCUGGUCUACCAGUUCGUGCACCCCAUCUGA
This is a messenger RNA of Sorex fumeus (smoky shrew), 1005 nucleotides long. RefSeq names its product SAM pointed domain containing ETS transcription factor (gene SPDEF). NCBI's taxonomy places the organism in Eukaryota, Metazoa, Chordata, Mammalia, Eulipotyphla, Soricidae. Gene Ontology annotation, molecular function: DNA-binding transcription factor activity, RNA polymerase II-specific; sequence-specific DNA binding. Gene Ontology annotation, cellular component: nucleus. Gene Ontology annotation, biological process: regulation of transcription by RNA polymerase II; cell differentiation. The record is from RefSeq and is a predicted model, not a curated record. Bases 1 to 1005 code for a protein of 334 amino acids. The transcript has 5 exons.